Molecule: messenger RNA, 3220 nt
Organism: Parus major (Great Tit)
Lineage: Eukaryota; Metazoa; Chordata; Aves; Passeriformes; Paridae
Gene: TES
Product: testin LIM domain protein
Exons: 7
Coding region: 101-1273 (390 amino acids)
Molecular function (GO): zinc ion binding
Source: RefSeq, a predicted model, not a curated record
CUGCAGCCACUGCCGCAGGGCAGCGGAAGUUUGAGCGUCGCGGAGCGCGCGAGCCGUGACUCCUCCGUGGGAGCUGCCUCACAGCCGGACCCGCCCCGCCAUGAACCUGGAGAAUAAAGUGAAGAAGAUGGGCUUGGGCCAUGAGGAAGGAUUUGGUGCCCCCUGCUUAAAAUGCAAGGAGAAGUGUGAAGGAUUUGAGCUUCAUUACUGGAGGAAAAUAUGCCGCAACUGCAAAUGUGGCCAAGAGGAGCAUGAUAUCCCUUCAAGCAAUGAGGAAGAUCGGAAAGUGGGGAAACUCUUUGAAGAUACAAAAUACACAACCCUCAUUGCAAAGCUGAAAAAUGAUGGCAAUCCCAUGUAUAAACGCAAUGUAAUGAUACUGACCAGCCCAGUGCCAGCCAAGAACGUAACCAUCGAUACUGUGACUUAUGAGUGGGCUCCUCCUGUUCAGAAUCAGACACUUGCUAGACAGUACAUGCAGAUGUUACCAAAGGAGAAGCAGCCUGUUGCUGGCUCGGAAGGCGCGCAAUACAGGAAGAAGCAGUUGGCAAAGCAGCUGCCUGCUCACGAUCAGGAUCCUUCAAAAUGCCACGAGCUUUCCCCCAGUGAAGUCAGGCAUAUGGAACAAUUUGUGAAGAAGUACAAAAAAGAGGCACUUGGUGUAGGAGAUGUCAAGCUCCCUGGUGAGGUGGAAGUGAGAGCUUCUGAUGAGAAUAACUUGAAAAAUGGUCGUGACAGAGGUACCUCAUCUGCUGUUGGAACAAUGGAGAAGUCCCAAAAUCAGAAAGCAUCUCAAUAUUCCUGCUAUCACUGCAAACUGAAGAUGGAGGAAGGUGACCCAGCUGUCUAUGCAGAACGUGCUGGAUAUGACAAAUUGUGGCAUCCAGGUUGUUUUGUCUGUUGCACCUGCAGUGAACUUCUAGUAGACAUGAUCUAUUUCUGGAAGAAUGGUAACCUGUAUUGUGGAAGACAUUAUUGUGAUAGUGAAAGACCCCGAUGUGCUGGAUGUGAUGAGCUAAUAUUCAGCAAUGAAUACACUCUUGCAGAAGGGCAGAACUGGCAUCUGAAACACUUCUGCUGUUUUGAUUGUGAUUGUGUUUUGGCUGGGAUAACCUAUAUAACAGUGAAUGACAAGCCAGUCUGCAAAUCCUGCUACAUGAAGAACCAUGCUCCGGCCAGGAGCAAGUUUGGAGCAGUCAGUCUCCACCAGAUCACUGAAAGCCAGCAAUACCUUGCAAUCAAGAAGGCAAAUGGAAUUAGAGCUGGAGCCUGAGGAGCUACUGAUUCUGUCACCAGUGGAUUCUGGGGGGAAAAUGGUAAGAUUUUCCCGUUGACUGCAUUUUAUUCUUUGUUCUUGCAAAUGAAUAUAUUACAGUGUAAGUCUGAGCCACAGUUUGAUUAAAUUUUUGUGACUUUUUCCCCAGAAAUCUGGGCUAUAUUUCUACAAAUCAUUGAAAUUCGCACAUACUUCUUCUUAAGAAAUUAUUACAGUGGGGCUGAUCUAUGAACUAUUCCAAACUGUCUACAUCACUUCCAGGUCUUUCUUUUAAUCACACAGAAAUGUUGUGGUUUUUUUUAAAAUAAAUCUACUGAGGUGACUUUGUUUUCAAGACAUGUAUUUCUACAUCUGAUUUGAGCUGAUGUGGAUACUUGACACUUUUUCAUUUAAAUCACCUUUGUACAUUUCAUUUUAUUCAUUGAUGCAAAUUUAAACGUAAUUUUUGUGUUGGGAGAAGUAACAGAAUUGAAGUAUACUCAUUGAAAACCAUACUGUACUAAUUCUAAAAGGUAAUUCAUUGCCCUGCAGUCUGGUUAGCCUGAUUGGACCCAGAGAGGUCACUGGGGCUCCUUGUGAAUGCAGGAGUCAGUGUGGGAUGCAGGGCUGGGGCAGAAGUAUCUGUUUGCUUUACCUGGAAAAUGGAUUUCAAAUAUUCCUGGGAGGGCUUUCAGGAUCUGCCCACAUGAAUGUGUUCCAUCUCGAAGAUGGAUAAUACUGAUAACACACAGAUGUUGUUUAUUUGUAGAAACCCAUUUAUUAGAUUUUAGAAGUGUCAGGGGUAUACUGAGGGAAAAAUUUUCCAGUGUGGUGCAGCCUACUCUAGGUAACAAGGCAUUUGAUGCUUUCCAUGAGCUGCAGCCCCAACAACUGAAUCACAGAGAGUCUAAAGCAGAUAGAACCGUGCAGAACUGCUUUAUUUGCAGGGCCAAGAGAUUCUGGGAAAAGGCAUCUCUGGAAACUACUUAAGAGCCACAAACCCCACAUAGCAUCUAAGAAAACUUCCAUGUUUUCUUAGCUCAUGGGUUAGAUCUUCUACUGCUGUCAGAACAUGCUCCUCAUAACAUUAUAACCUUGGGACAGUGGUAGUAGGUCACAACAAAACUCCAUUUACACCAACAUCCUGUCUCCAGCAGCGACCACAAGUCAGUGUCUAAGGAAGAGUGUGGGAACAAGGAAAACCUUAGAUAGAUCACUGAAAUGCGUUCUCACCCUUGAGUAAUUUUCAAAUAAAAGUAAAUCCUAAGAACAAUAUGGGUAUGUUGUAGGCUUCAGUUUGGUUUUUAUUGGGUGUUUUUUAAUUUGGUGCUAUUAACUGAUUUCUUACCCACGGGCUUGUCCAGUUUCUUUUUCAUGCUCUGCAAAUUUUAGCAUUCACAGCAUCAUGUGGCAAGCAGUUCACAAGCUGGACUAUUUCAUGAAGGACAAUAAUUGUGCUCUUUGUUACUUAUCAAUAUCCCUUAACCUAGAGACAAAAACAUGGACAAUUGUGGCGGUCCAUUGAGAUUUUUCACAGCAACACUCAUUAAGAAAGUACUAAGCUCUGUAGCUGUUUUAUCGCUGUUGGGCCUUGGGGUUUUUUGUUUAUUUGCUUGUUUUUACUGAUGCCACUUGUGUCCCCUCCCAAGGAGUAGCUGGGGUCAGUUCCCAUCUCUCCUGAAGGCUGCCUCUGUGCCCUCUUGGGCUGUGACCUUAUCUGUAUAACUAAGUGUUGAAAGUACUGGCAGUUUAAUCCCUUAAGUUUAAUUCCACAUUCUUAACAAUAGUUUGCUUCCCCCACCCUUUGCUUAUCUUGUAUAUAUACACAGAAUGGUUCACUGGAAGUGAGUCUGCUUUUUUCUUAGUAUACAGAAACCCCAAAUCCAGAGGAAGGACAAAUAAACUUUCAGGUUAACUUUGAAAUUGUAAUACUUAAAUGAAAAAGAAAAACAAUCUGUCUCCUUC